AUGGCAUCGACUAAAAAAUGUGUAUUCCUUGGAGAUGGAACAGUCGGGAAGACAUGUAUUCUAAUGCUUCGAUCUGAGGGCAAAUUCCCACAAAUUUAUGAUAAUUAUGUGGCAGACACUACUAUCUCCGGUGAAAAAGUUACAUUUUCGUUUAUUGAUACUGCUGGUCAGGAAGGAUUUGACAAUAUUCUUUAUCGAAGCAUUGAUGCUGCGGAUGUACUUAUAAUAUGCUUUGCAAUUGAUAAUGUAACUUCUUUCGAAAAUGUUGAAUUGAGGUGGGUUAAAUUACUUCGAGAUCGUCAUAAGUCUGCACCAAUUAUUCUUGUCGGGUGCAAAUCCGAUGCUCGGUAUACUGGAAGAGAUACAAUUACCUAUAAGCAAGGCCGGAAAUUGGCAGCCAAAAUCAAGGCAGAGAAUUAUUUAGAAUGCUCUGCUUUGCAAAAUUCUGGUGUCAAACAGCAAUUUGAAAAUGUUUUCACGAUUGGUGCAGGCCCAGAUGGAGAGAGUAAGUAG
Molecule: messenger RNA, 513 nt
Organism: Rodentolepis nana
Lineage: Eukaryota; Metazoa; Platyhelminthes; Cestoda; Cyclophyllidea; Hymenolepididae
Source: the annotation of a GenBank genome assembly